Messenger RNA from Aaosphaeria arxii CBS 175.79, 1161 nucleotides. RefSeq names its product glycoside hydrolase family 17 protein. The coding region runs from base 1 to 1161 and encodes 386 amino acids. Gene Ontology annotation, biological process: carbohydrate metabolic process; cell wall organization. NCBI's taxonomy places the organism in Eukaryota, Fungi, Ascomycota, Dothideomycetes, Pleosporales. Gene Ontology annotation, cellular component: cell surface; extracellular region; fungal-type cell wall. The transcript has 2 exons. Gene Ontology annotation, molecular function: 1,3-beta-glucanosyltransferase activity; glucan endo-1,3-beta-D-glucosidase activity. The record is from RefSeq and is a predicted model, not a curated record.
AUGCGUGUCGCAACCACCCUCGCUCUCGCGGCCAGCUUCGGCGCAACCUUGGCUCAAGAGACCUACCUUGGCUUCAAUUCCGGCGCAACUUUUGACGACAGCAAAGCGAAAACGCAGGCCGAUUUCGAGAAGGAGUUUACGACUGCGAAGAACUUGAAGGGUGCCGUCGGGCAAUUUACCAGCGCCCGCUUGUACACCAAUGUCCAAUCUGGAACGGAGGACACGCCGAUCGCAGCGUUCCCUGCCGCCAUCAAGACUAAAACCAAGCUCCUGCUCGGAAUCUGGUGCUCGGGAACCACUUCCAUCGACAAGGAGUUGGAGGUGCUCACCAAGGCUAUUGAUCAGUAUGGAAAGGACUUCACUGACCUAGUUGUCGGCCUUUCGGUUGGCAGCGAAGAUAUGUAUCGCGUGUCAGAGCCUGGUAUCAAGAACAAGGCCGGCGUUGGCCAGGAAGCAACCAUGAUCGUCAAAUUCGUCAAGGCUGCCCGAUCUAAGUUGAGUGGGACGGCCUUGGGCUCCAUUCCCAUCGGCCAUGUCGAUACCUGGACUGCAUGGACGAACGGUUCCAACAAGGCCGUCAUUAACGAGGUUGACUUCAUCGGAACCAACCUUUUCCCGUACUACGAGAGCGACCGAGGCGACAACGACAUCUCCAAGGCCGGCGAGCUCUUCGAUAAAGCUAUCUCAGCAACGGAGGGCGUAGCAGGCAAAAAGCCAAUCUGGAUCACCGAGACAGGUUGGCCAACCACUGGCCCCACAUUUGGAAAAGCCACGGCAACAAUGAAGAACGCAGAGUCGUACUGGCAAGACGUAGGCUGCAAGCUAUUCGGAAAGCAGAACACCUGGUGGUAUGUCCUGCAGGAUUCUAACCCGGACAACGAGGCCAAGUUCGGCAUCACUAAGGAAUUCAACACCACUCCCCAAUACAACCUCACCUGCGCGGCGGAGGUAGCAACCCCUACCAGCAGUGGAACUCCAACUUCAACACCUACAUCGACGGCAGGUGCUGGCCAGAGCCAGAACGGAACCACCGAGAACAAUGGGAACGGCAACGGAGGAAACGGAGCCCCUGGUGCCGGAAGCAUCGCUUCCGUCUCUCUGUUCAACGCUGUCUCGAUUGGAUUGUCGAUUGCAUUCGCUAUGGCAGCUUGGGCCGCUUAG